Molecule: messenger RNA, 1394 nt
Organism: Cyprinodon variegatus (sheepshead minnow)
Lineage: Eukaryota; Metazoa; Chordata; Actinopteri; Cyprinodontiformes; Cyprinodontidae
Product: serine/threonine-protein kinase 17A-like
Exons: 3
Coding region: 1-519 (172 amino acids)
Biological process (GO): positive regulation of apoptotic process; protein phosphorylation; intracellular signal transduction
Cellular component (GO): nucleus
Molecular function (GO): ATP binding; protein serine/threonine kinase activity
Source: RefSeq, a predicted model, not a curated record
AUGUCUCAGUGUAAAGUUAUGCAGAGCAUCGGAGUCCUGGCCUACAUAAUGCUGACGGGAAUCUCUCCAUUCCUGGGUGACGACAAACAGGAGACGUUUCUCAACAUCUCUCGGCUGAAUGUGAGCUACAAUGCUGAGGAGCUGCAGCAGCUGGACCGCGCCGCCCUGUCGUUCAUCCAGAUGCUGCUGCGCAGACGGCCUCAAGAGCGGGCCACGGCAGAGCAGUGCCUCACACACCCCUGGCUUCAGAGGACUGGGCCCCCGAUGGAGGAAAAACCAGAGAGGUCCAGCAUCAGCAGCCGGGCGCCUGGCCGCAGCACAGAUGAAGAUCCAGAGGAAGGAGGGGCGGUGACUGAGGAGCUGAUUGUCAUGGCGGCCUACACCUUAGGUCAGUGCCGCCAGUCAUCCAGCUCGUCCUCUGAAGAGGCGGUGGAGCAGAAGGCCAUCACCUCUAAACGCUUCAAGUUUGAGGAGCCAUUCAGCGUCCUGCAGGAGGUCCCUGGAGAAUUCAUCUACUGACCAGAAACCUUUUUAUUAAACCAAGAUUUUAUCUGAAUCUUUUAUUUAACUUGCUCGAUUUAAGUGACUUUUUAUUGGUUCCCUUCCUCAUAUUUUUUCCCAAUAAUGCACCAGAAGACGACCAAUCAGCGAACAGGACGUCCAGAACAAAGGCUUCAGAUUGGACGUGUUUGUUCCCAGUGGUGCUGCAGGUUCUGGAGAUGCUAAAGGAGGUUUUCGUUAAAAUCCAGUUUAGUUACAGACGACCUAAGAGGAACAGGAAACUUAUUUUAAAGUCACUAAACUGUCAGCAAAAACAUGGCAGCCUGAUGGGAGCAGACCAUCGUUCUGAUCUGCCCAGUUACUAAAAUCCAGCUUGUGUUUAUUAUCUAAUCAAACCCGUUAAAUUAGUUUUUUAUGUUAAACUUAGCUGUUAAAUAAAAAAAUUUUUAGUCUCAGCUUAACAGAACCAAGCUUAACCGCUAAGGCAGCAUACCUGAAAGGCUUUGUUUCUGCUGUAAGCAAAGAGGACGGUUUGUUAAAGGAAGGUUGAAUAAAAAGAAGUGAAAAACAUCUUGACCUAAAAAAGGGGUUCUAGAUUCACUUUUCUUUUUUCUAAGGUUUUAUUUCAAUUUUUUUCCCCUCUAAGUUUUGUUUUCAAAAAGGUUUUAUGGCUGUUAUUUUUUUUUUUUUUUUCAAAUUUCUCCUUUUUUUUAGAUUCUAAGGAUCUUAAGGUUCACAUUCUGUUCACUUUAAGCAAAAAUCAAACAUUUGCUUUUAGUGAACAUUAAAAAUGUCUUUGCUGAUGUCUAUGAAAAGCUUCUUGGCUCCACUGUUCAGAGGAGAACACAACACGAGCCGUACUUCUGAAAAAGAGAAAUAAAACUACAUUAUAU